CAGCCUCUAAGAUGCAUUGUAGGGUUCAAGAGCUGGCCAGAGAAAGACUGUCCCUCCUGCUUAAUCCAAACAAGAGUGAAUAACGCAGCGAGUUAAGAUAUAGACCCUGGCAUAUGAAACCUGUUCUGUCGGCUUUUAUCAUACCCAAUCGAUUUGAAGUGCUCUUAAGACACCAUGAAGUGGACUAUAUCUCUUCGAUUCGCCAUAUUCGUGCUCAGCAUCUUCCCAGCCCACACGUUCGCAAGCGUUGGGGUCAAACGCGAUGACCCCCCGGUAUCAGACCGAUAUGUCUUUGCCCACUUCAUGGUCGGAAUAGUUAAGGAUUACCAAAUGAAGGACUGGAUCGCCGACAUAGAAGCCGCCCAAGCUAUUGGCAUAGACGCCUUCGCUUUGAACUGUGCCAGCGUCGACAGUUAUACCCCCACGCAACUGGCGCUCGCCUACAAAGCGGCCGAUAAAUUGGGCUUCAAGGUCUUUAUUUCUUUCGACUUCGAUUACUGGUCCAAUGGCGACACAGCAAAGAUCACCGCGCUUACGCACCAGUACGCCAACCACCCGGGCCAAAUGAAAUACCGGGGCGGCGCUGUGGUGAGUACGUUUCUGGGCGACAACUUCGACUGGGGCCCUGUGAAGCAAGGUACCUUGGACCCGAUCCAUGUUAUUGCAAACCUUCAGGACCCGGCAUCCGCGUUCAGCAACAGGGUUCGAUCUGUGGACGGGGCAUUUUCGUGGUACGCUUGGCCAACGAAUGGAGAUAAUAGCAUUGUCAAGGGUCCCAUGACGACGGUCUGGGAUGAUCGAUUUAUCAGUAAUCUCGCAGGGACAACAUACAUGGCGCCCGUCUCGCCCUGGUUCGCCACCCAUUUCGACAGCAAGAAUUGGGUCUUCGUUUGUGAGAACCUUCCGACACUGCGGUGGGAGCAGAUACUUACUCUUCGCCCUGAUCUGGUUGAAAUUAUCUCCUGGAAUGACUACGGCGAAUCGCAUUAUAUUGGCCCAUACCAAACGAAUCAUAACGAUGACGGUUCUUCCGAGUGGGCCCAAGGAAUGCCGCACGAUGCCUGGCGGGAUUUGUAUCAGCCCUACAUCGCCGCCUUUAAGUCCGGAGCCGCCACCCCGAGACUCGAUAAGGAUAGCCUCGUGUACUGGUACCGUGCCACCCCGAAAAGCGUGCUUUGCCCGCAGGAUGACCUACGGCCUCCGAACGGAAUUUCCAUGCUCAGUGACAGCAUCUUUGUAGCGACCAUGUUGACCAGCCCUGCAACACUUAUAGUGACUAGCGGGUCGAAUGCGCCAGUGCGAAUUGACGUACCUGCUGGGAUCGUGACUUCCAAUGUUUCUAUGGGUAUGGGAACGCAGAAGUUCACCGUGAGUCGUAAUGGGCAGACUAUCAUGAGUGGACAGGGGGACCUGGCGGUGCAAAAUCAGAGCAGAUAUUAUAACUUCAAUGUGUAUGUGGGAAAGAUUGUAAGGGCUUGAUCGGCGUGUAAGCCUUCAUUAUGCUACUGCUUGCGAACUAGCUGAUCUCAACUGAAGGAACUACUGCUG
Messenger RNA from Aspergillus homomorphus CBS 101889, 1548 nucleotides. RefSeq names its product glycoside hydrolase family 71 protein. Bases 175 to 1479 code for a protein of 434 amino acids. The record is from RefSeq and is a predicted model, not a curated record. Gene Ontology annotation, molecular function: glucan endo-1,3-alpha-glucosidase activity. The transcript is spliced from 4 exons. Lineage: Eukaryota; Fungi; Ascomycota; Eurotiomycetes; Eurotiales; Aspergillaceae. Gene Ontology annotation, biological process: mating projection tip cell wall disassembly.